AAGGCAUGAAAGUAGUGCUAUGGAGGCGGAAGAGAUUCGGAGACAGCCUUGUAAGUUCACUAGAGUUGGUAAUGGCAUAAAUGACACCAGCAGAAUAGCUCAAAAAGGUAAUGGUUCUGACCACCAAUAUCCUGACGAUGAAGAAGAUGGUGAGCUCAAGAGGACUAAUUCUAACAACGGUGCUGGUUGUGGUGGUGGCGGUAUUGAUGCUGCUGGUGGGACCUUCAAUGGUCUUCGUGCGUGGCACCAUUCGUCGCGCAUAAUUAGGGUUUCGAGAGCAUCUGGUGGAAAAGAUCGGCACAGCAAGGUAUGGACUUCAAAAGGGUUAAGAGACCGGAGAGUCCGUUUAUCAGUUAGCACUGCCAUUCAAUUCUACGACCUUCAAGAUCGGUUGGGUUAUGAUCAGCCAAGUAAAGCUGUAGAAUGGCUGAUCAAAGCAGCUCAAGAUGCAAUUAACGAGCUCCCUUCGCUCAAUCAUUCUUUUCCUGACACGCCAAAGCAAUUAAGCGAUGAGAAAAGAACGAGUGAUAGCACUGAACAAGGAUUUGAUUCAGCUGAUGUUGAGCUAGAAGACCUAAAUUUUAGGCAGAACCAGAAUCUCUCGCUAUCUAAAUCUGCUUGCAGUAGCACUUCAGAGACAAGCAAAGGUUCAGGGCUAUCACUUUCGCGUUCUGUUAGUCGUGAUAAGGCUCGUGAGAGAGCCAGGGAGAGAACAGCCAAGGAGAAGGAGAAAGAGAAUGAUUCUCGCAUUGCGCAUCACCACAACAUAAACCCCAUUUCUCAAAACUCCACAUUUACUGAGCUUUUAACCGGUGGGGUUGGUAGUGUUAGAAAUAACAGCAGCAGCAACAACAACAAUAACAGUACUGCUAGUCCUACUGGUUCUGAUGCAAAUAAUUUGUUCCAAAAAGCAGUCGCGGCAAGGCAGUGGCCUUCGACCCCAAUGGACUGCUUCGGCUCAGGACUUUUAGGGCCAUCCUCGUCGCGGUCAACUCAUCAUUCAUCGGGGUUUCAAGGGCAAAUCCAGUUAGGGAACUCAAUCCCACAAGCAAUGACAAUGUCGAUCCCACCAUUUUGUGUAUCGGGGGAGAAUCACCAGGAGCAUUUGCAACAUUUUCCUUUCGUUUCAGAUCAUUUGAUUCCAGUGGCCGCCACAACACAACCGCCGGCAUCCAGCCGGGAUUAUAACCUAAAUUUCACAAUAUCUUCAGGCCUUGCUGCAGGUUUCAAUAGGGGGACCCUUCAGUCCAAUUCAUCAUCACCGUCUCUUUUGCCUCACCUCCAGAGGUUUUCUACUUCUUCUACCAUAGACGGAUCUACCACAAAUGUACCUUUCUUUAUCGGUGCUGCAACACCACAAGCUAUGGAGAACCACCACCAGUUCCCACCUGGGUUGCAGCUCUGCUAUGGCGAUGGAACCAGGCAUUCUGACCAGAAAGGCAAAGGGAAGAACUGAUUAUUGCCUGUGGGCGUCUGUUUUUCUUGUGGCAUCUUCUUUCAGUGAAUGGCAUGCACGCUGAUAUCAGAGGUUAAUUUGGUACAGGAAAAUGAAGAUGGGAAAUUGCUGCAAACCAUGAACAAAUACGUUCCUUCCUUGCAUUGGAUGAUCAUGAUACCUUUUCAUCAUGCUUCUGAAAUUUUUGGUAUUUCCGCUUUAUCCAUUUAUAAGUCGUUCAGAUUGCAUCCAUAUAUAUGUGUAUGCGCGAAUCUAUGCGUGCAAAGCUUUGUGUGUUUUGAAGAAAUAUAACAAACGAUUGAAGUUGAUGUCUUUCUUUUUUCC
Messenger RNA from Populus euphratica (Euphrates poplar), 1780 nucleotides. Its product is annotated as transcription factor TCP2-like. The coding region runs from base 20 to 1456 and encodes 478 amino acids. The record is from RefSeq and is a predicted model, not a curated record. The transcript is spliced from 2 exons. Gene Ontology annotation, cellular component: nucleus. Gene Ontology annotation, molecular function: sequence-specific DNA binding; DNA-binding transcription factor activity. Gene Ontology annotation, biological process: regulation of secondary shoot formation. NCBI's taxonomy places the organism in Eukaryota, Viridiplantae, Streptophyta, Magnoliopsida, Malpighiales, Salicaceae.